Capra hircus (goat) is the source of this 1115-nucleotide messenger RNA. It is a transcript of the gene GMNN, whose product is annotated as geminin, DNA replication inhibitor. The transcript has 7 exons. The coding region runs from base 209 to 808 and encodes 199 amino acids. Lineage: Eukaryota; Metazoa; Chordata; Mammalia; Artiodactyla; Bovidae. Gene Ontology annotation, biological process: negative regulation of cell cycle; negative regulation of DNA replication. Gene Ontology annotation, cellular component: nucleus. The record is from RefSeq and is a predicted model, not a curated record.
GCCUAGCGUCAGGCGGUUACGUGAUCGUCCAGGGCCGGCGGGAAGAGUUUCAGUGUUUUCACAGCAGCGCGCUCCCGCACUGCAGCGGCUGCUGGCCCAAACGUGGGUUGGCUGUGAACCCCGCGCGAGAAGCACCGGCCACAACUUCCUGAGUUCGCUACGAGGACUGCGCGCUUCCAUCCGUCUUCUGUUCUUCGUCAGGUGUGUAAUGAGUCACAACAUGAAGCAGAAACAAGAAGGGCUCCAAGAGAACGUAAAGGUAUGUGAUGCAGUCACUUUCAGCUGUUGUGGAAAGCAGUGUAGUCCUGUUCCAAGAAGAACUCUGAAGAUGAUUCAGCCUUCUACGGCUGGAUCUCUAGUUGGAAGAGAAAAUGAGUUGGUUAAAGGCUUGUCCAAACAGAAACAUUGGAAUGACCAGUUAAUAUCUAAGACUUCCAGCUCUGGAGUUGUUACUGACCAAGAACGUAGUAAAAGUAAAACUCUUGGAGGAGUCAGCCAAGAAGCAUUUGAUCUUAUGAUCACAGAAAAUCCAUCCCCUCACUAUUGGAAAGAAGUGGCGGAAAAACGGAGGAAGGCUCUCUAUGAGGCACUUAAGGAAAAUGAGAAACUUCAUAAAGAGAUUGAACAAAAGGACAGUGAAAUUGCCCGCCUGAAGGAGGAGAAUAAGGAACUGGCAGAAGUAGCAGAACAUGUUCAGUAUAUGGCAGAGAUGAUACAGAGGCUGAGUCAUGAACCUCUGGACAACCUUGAAUCACCGUAUAGUCAGGAAUUUGAUCCUGAACAGGCAACUGCUGAGGAUUCUGAGUGAAGUAGAAGACUCAGAAAUUGGUGGUACAUGUGCUGAAGAAGUCGUCUCUUCCUCCACAGAUGUAAAACCGAGUAUAUGAAAUUCAGUAACUGCCGAAGUUUACCUCCACUGUAGUUCUUUGUAGCAGUGCAAAUAACUUUAUAAUGAAAAUUUGUUAUCAAACUUUCUUGUUUGUAUCCUGGAACCCUAUUAUUGUAUUAAAAUACAAAUACUAUGUAUUUUUAAUCUAUGGUGUUUUGUGUAAAUAGCAUUUUCUCAGUUGUCAGACAUGACAUGUGUAUAUGAUAAAUAAACUUCAUUCUGUUGA